AUGGUAUACAUUAAUGAAGCUGCCGUUUGGGAAGAUGACAGUUUAUCUACAACAUGUUUGAAUUGUGAAAGUACUUUUACAUUUUUUAAUAGAAGACAUCAUUGUAGAUGUUGUGGGGGAAUAUUUUGCAGUACCUGUAGCGAUUAUUUUUUAUGGUAUGAUGAAGAUAAAGUUAAAAUUAUAGAACCAAGCAUGUACCAACGAGAACAAGACCAAGAAGUCUUGAGUUUUUAUGAGACAAGGUCGGAUUUACCACCUUAUAGAACCUGUAUUACCUGUUAUAAUAUUUUACAAAGGGACCAUAUGUCUUUGAGUGCAGAACAAUAUCAUAGAAAAAAAUUAAGACAAAACAGAAGAGACAGAGGCGUUACCAAUACCUUUUUUACCACCGCCACUAUUUCAAAUGUAUCCUCAAAUGAACCCAAUGUUAAAAAUGAUAAUGGAAUUGUCCUAAUAGAGGAAAGGUUAGAAGAUGAAGAAGAUGGCGAGGGAGAUACAGAAUCAAGGACCGAAAUAAGAUCAUCCUCUGCUAGCACUAUGACUACUGCAACAACCACAACCACAGCCUUGUCUACUGGAAACAACAAUAACAUGAAUGGCAGUACUAAUAGCAGCACUGUUUCUAAUUUGGAUAACAGUGGUAGUGCUAAUUUACCCUCAGCAUCGAUUCACAGGAUACUCGAUAAUAAUACCAAAAAACUUGCCGCCAAUAAAAAGAAAUCUUGUAAAAGAAAAUCAAUAAAAAAGACAAAAAAAAAAUUAAAACAAUCACUAAACCAUGAUCAAGAUGCAGAUGAUGAUGAAAGAGCCCGAUGCCCUAUAUGCAAUGAGAAAUUAACAUCCCUAACGGAAGAGGAGUCGCAGGUUCAUAUCAAUGAAUGUUUACAUAAGGCAGAAUCUAUACAUCAACAUCAUUACAAUGAUAAAACCUCUCCAAGCUCUACAAAUAGAAUGUUGGUUUAUGCAGUCAAGGAUAAUAAGGAAAAUCAUUAUGAAGAAUGUCCCAUUUGUUUUGAAUUAAUGGAACCUGGACAAAAAAUUGGUAGAUUAGAAUGUUUUUGCGUUUUCCAUUAUAAAUGUAUAAAAGAAUGGUUUAAUAAGAAACGGCAAAAAUCUAAGGAUUAUUCUAAAAACUGGUGUCCAUUUCAUGAUGCAAUUCUGUGA
Saccharomycodes ludwigii is the source of this 1164-nucleotide messenger RNA. RefSeq names its product phosphatidylinositol-3-phosphate-binding ubiquitin-protein ligase (gene PIB1). Lineage: Eukaryota; Fungi; Ascomycota; Saccharomycetes; Saccharomycodales; Saccharomycodaceae. Gene Ontology annotation, molecular function: metal ion binding. The record is from RefSeq and is a predicted model, not a curated record. Bases 1 to 1164 code for a protein of 387 amino acids. The transcript has a single exon.